This is a messenger RNA of Staurois parvus, 394 nucleotides long. Lineage: Eukaryota; Metazoa; Chordata; Amphibia; Anura; Ranidae. The record is from the annotation of a GenBank genome assembly.
CCUACUCGUGCGCCAUUCGCAGCCGUGGCUGUAAAUCACCGGGUCCCGCCCGGUGAUUCCCCGCUGGUGCCCAGUGAUUACCUCCGACGGGGAGGAGGACUGCUUUGUUUACUAACAGUCCUCCUCUCUGUGGGCUCGGGCACACUACUCUGGAUGGCUAGCAGUGUGCUUACAGUGAAGCACCAACACACCACCCCCCAGUAAAACAAUCCCAGCACACAUUUAACCCUUUGAUUGCCCCUCAUGUUAACCCCUUCCUGCCCAGUAUCAUUAGUACAGUGUCAGUGCUUUUUUAGCACUGACCACUUUAUUGGUGUCACUGGGGAUGUCAGUGACACCAAGUCAGUUCCCCCCAGUGUCAGAAUGCCCGCCGCAGUCCCGCUAUAAGUCACUG